AUGAAGCUCUACUUGGGAUACCUUAAUACAUUUAUUGUGCUUUUCAUGGUGCACUUAUCGAAGGCGGAAAUUCCCGGCUGCAAUUACAUGGAAACUGUGGAUCUCUCGUUCAGUCCGCAGUUUCCAAAUGGGUCCUACCUAUACCAGGAUAGCUUGUUAGUUCCUUUACAUUUGACUGGCCAGUAUGACUACAUGGAGACGGAGAGGGGAGUCAAAAUUAAAGCGGAAAACCACACGCGAGGAUGUGUCUGCCACCUGAAGGCCUGUAUCUGGAUCUGUUGCCGAUUCAAGGACAUGCAGCCCAAUGGCGAAUGCACUGAUGGUCUGAUGGAUAAACUAAGCGACAUCAAUCCCUACUUGAACGUGACUCUCCUUAACGGAUCUGUGGUCAAAAGAAACUUGCUCAGCGAUUUCAUAGUGUUAAGAGAUGCAAUGCGCUUCAGGGAUAUUUGGAAGGAACACGAGUAUACAUUGUUCGAGAACGGAAGUGCGUUACUCAAGGGCUACAACAGCGAGAAGCAGGCAUUUAGGGGAUAUGACUGCCUGCACCCGGACCAGUUCAGUUCAGAAAACAGAGGCUCUCUUGUGGUGGCUUUUCAUGAAAGCGUUUUCAACCAGAACCCAGAGACCCUGCAACCGGGAGCGAAUGAGCCAUUUUUGAUUCUGACGACAGCAGUGUAUCUCAAGGUGCAGAAACUCCGGAAUCUGCACGGCAAGGUCUUCAUCAGUUACAUGCUCACUAUAUUCAUGUUUCUGCUCCAUAUGUGGCUGGUACACUUUCAAAUACCCUUAAACUUUUGCGUUCUACGAGGUUACUUUUUAUACUUCUUCUCUAUGGCCAGACGUAUUUGGGUUUCUGCGUUGAGCUUUCAAAUGUGGAAAGAUUUUAAAUCGAUAAAACAAACUGAAUCUCGAAAUAGCUUUCUGGCCUACAGCAUCUUCUCCUGGGGAACUGCGGCUUUCAUGACGGGACUCCUUUUACUGAUGGACCAGUUCUGGGAUAACGAUCCCAGCAAAGUUGGCUGGAUAUCUGGAGUUGGAUGGGAAUAUCAAAUAAUUAUGCGUAUCUUCUUUAUCAUGGAUGUGCCCUGGGGCGUGCGCCUCAUCUUUGUCUAUCUUGGUUGGGCAACACUGGAAAGGAUAUGUCGGUACAUCGAUUAUUCCCUUGGCAUCAUUAUCUUCGUGUUGUUUAUUCUGAAGCGCAGCACGAUUCGGUUUCUAAUGGAAAGUAUACGGAAUAGAUGA
Messenger RNA from Drosophila kikkawai, 1245 nucleotides. The record is from RefSeq and is a predicted model, not a curated record. NCBI's taxonomy places the organism in Eukaryota, Metazoa, Arthropoda, Insecta, Diptera, Drosophilidae.